Messenger RNA from Wyeomyia smithii (pitcher-plant mosquito), 2426 nucleotides. It is a transcript of the gene Etf-QO, whose product is annotated as electron transfer flavoprotein-ubiquinone oxidoreductase, mitochondrial. The transcript is spliced from 4 exons. Gene Ontology annotation, biological process: electron transport chain. Gene Ontology annotation, molecular function: iron-sulfur cluster binding; electron-transferring-flavoprotein dehydrogenase activity. Lineage: Eukaryota; Metazoa; Arthropoda; Insecta; Diptera; Culicidae. Gene Ontology annotation, cellular component: mitochondrial inner membrane. Bases 369 to 2186 code for a protein of 605 amino acids. The record is from RefSeq and is a predicted model, not a curated record.
UAAAGUCUAAAUAUUUCCUAAGAGGGUUUCCUCGUAGUCAGUUGUUAUUCCCUGUUAAAGUGGCUUUUAGGCUAGUACAGAAGUGAUUUGAGUUUAUUUUGCUUUUUUUAUGUUGAUCUAUUGUGAUAGAAACAGAAUUUCUUUUAUUAAGUUCAAUUUACGCUAGAAUAGAACUACUGAAAAACAAAUUGGUCGUGAAUAACUACCUACCUGAACAGGUUUUCACAAAUUGUUUCUGCUGUGUCUGUUUGGGUUCAAAGAUUAUCUCUACGUCUUUGUUACAUAUGUGGAAUUGAGUUCAGUACAACAUUGAAUGUAAGACUAAAAUAUUAUAUAAUUUUCCGAAGAUUAGUGAUAAGAUACCUAUCAUGGCAAGGAAUAUUCUACAGUUAUCAAAAAAUCCCAGAAUCCUUCUGAGUACCCAUCGAAGCUAUUCGGAAGCAUCGGCCCAAUUUCCAAAAAUAACAACCCACUACACGGUCCAUCCUCGAGAUAAGGACUCCAGAUGGGCAGAAGUCGACAUGGAACGCUUCGUAGACGAAGCGGACUUGCUGAUUGUCGGUGGAGGACCAGCCGGUUUCUCAGCAGCCAUUCGUGCCAAAGAAAUAGCCGCCGAGAAGGGCCAAGAACUGCGAGUGUGUCUGGUUGAAAAAGCCUCCGAAGUGGGUGGACACAUUCUGUCGGGAGCCUGUUUGGAUCCGGUAGCCCUCAAUGAACUGAUACCGGACUGGAAAGAGAAGGACGCGCCACUCACUACGCCUGUAACACACGACAAAUUUUUCUGGCUAUCCAAGAGUGGAAAAUAUCCUAUUCCCAUCUUUCCGGGUUGGCCCAUGGAUAACCGGGGGAACUACGUGGUCCGAUUGGGACAUGUUGUUGCUUGGCUCGGUCAACAAGCUGAAGCCCUUGGGGUGGAGAUUUAUCCUGGCACUGCUGCAGCAGAAGUGCUCUUUCACGAAGACGGAUCGGUGAAAGGCAUUGCAACCGGUGAUGUUGGUAUAUCGAAAAGUGGUGCUCCCAAGGACACUUUUGCGCGCGGUAUGGAGUUGCACGCAAAAACAACAAUUUUUGCUGAAGGCUGCCGGGGUCAUUUAUCCAAACAGUUGAUGGCCAAGUUUGGCCUAAACGCGGAGAAUGAACCACAAACUUAUGGAAUCGGGUUGAAGGAGGUGUGGGAAAUUAAACCAGAACACCACAAACCCGGUCUUGUAGAGCACACCAUCGGAUGGCCGUUGGAUAAGAGCACGUACGGUGGAUCGUUUCUGUACCACUUAAACGAACCGACCCCGCUGAUUGCCGUUGGGCUAGUUGUUGGACUUGAUUACGCCAAUCCGUAUAUUAGCCCUUUCCAGGAGUUCCAACGUUUCAAAACCCAUCCUAAAGUGCGUGAUGUUUUUGAAGGCGGUAAUCGGAUUGCUUACGGUGCACGGGCGUUGAACGAAGGUGGUUACCAAAGUAUUCCCAAGCUUACUUUCCCCGGUGGUUGCCUGGUUGGUUGUGCAGCCGGUUUUAUGAAUGUUCCCCGCGUGAAAGGCAGUCACUAUGCCAUGAAGAGCGGAAUGCUUGCUGCUGAGAGUGCCUGCGAAGCCAUCCUUUCCGGCCAAACCCAGGAGAAGGUUGGACUAGAACCGAAAGAUUACCCAGAUAGGAUUAAGGAAUCUUAUAUCUGGAAAGAUUUGUACAAGGUCCGCAACGCGCGGCCUAGCUUCCACAAUGUCUUUGGACUGUAUGGAGGUGUAGCGUAUAGUGGAUUUACACUACUGCUGGGUGGACGUGAACCGUGGACACUCAGUCAUGGUGCGCCGGAUCACACCCGCCUGAAACCUGCCAAGGAAUUUAAGCCAAUCGAAUAUCCCAAACCGGAUGGCAAAAUAAGCUUCGAUCUGCUUUCUUCGGUGGCGCUUACCGGAACGAAUCACGAAGGCGAUCAGCCGGCCCAUCUCACCCUCAAGGAUGACACCGUACCGGUGAAAAAUAAUCUGGAAAUCUACGACGGUCCGGAAGCACGGUUUUGUCCUGCCGGUGUUUACGAAUUCGUGUCGAAUGAUGAAGGCGGUAAUAUGAAGCUGCAAAUAAACGCACAAAAUUGCAUCCACUGCAAAACCUGCGACAUCAAGGAUGUAACGCAAAACAUCAACUGGGUCGUUCCGGAGGGUGGCGGCGGUCCGGCCUACAAUGGCAUGUAAUAGGUCCGAUCUCCUGCAUUUAAAUGCGUGUUGUAUCUUUUUCUAGAUUAUAUAAAAUUGCAACCAAGAAAAGGUUUUUUUUCCAUGAAUUUAUCUGUACUAGCGUAACUUUUGAUUUAUACCAUCAAAGAGCCGCGGUUUAAAUACUGUAAAAUUUAUUUUUUUUUUCGUUUUUUUCUUCGUUUUAAAACAAAAUAACAAGAAAUGCAAAGGGAAUAAAACAGAUGUUUAUAGUUACAA